Messenger RNA from Miscanthus lutarioriparius, 1509 nucleotides. The record is from the annotation of a GenBank genome assembly. Lineage: Eukaryota; Viridiplantae; Streptophyta; Magnoliopsida; Poales; Poaceae.
AUGGCCGCCUCCUCCCUGCUCCGCUCGCUCACCCGCCGCGGCUGCGCGGGCCCGGGCGCUUUCGCUUACCGCCACCAACAACAACAACCUUGGUCGCCCUUCUCCACCACCGCCGCUGCGGCGGCUGCGGGUACGCGGGACGAAGCGGCGAAGGGGUUCCCUGGACUGGGGCCGACGGCGAAGGGGGAGAAGGCCAGGGUGGUGGUGUUGGGGACAGGGUGGGCGGGGUCUCGGCUCAUGAAGGACCUCGACACGAAAGGCUACGACGUGGUCUGCGUCGCCCCGCGCAACCACAUGGUGUUCACGCCGCUGCUCGCCUCCACCUGCGUCGGCACGCUCGAGUUCCGCUCCGUCGCCGAGCCGGUCGUGCGCAUCCAGCCCGCCGUGUCCAAGUCGCCGGGCUCCUACUUCCUCCUCGCCCGUUGCACCGGCGUUGACCCCGAUGGCCACACUAUUGAUUGCGAAACAGUUACAGAUGGUGAGAAAGAUUCCUUGGAGCCAUGGAAAUUCAAGGUUGCUUAUGACAAGUUGGUUUUUGCCUGUGGAGCUGAGGCAUCAACUUUUGGGAUACAUGGUGUUACCGACCAUGCGAUCUUUCUUCGCGAAGUUCACCAUGCUCAAGAGAUUCGGAGGCGGCUCCUCCUUAAUCUGAUGUUGUCUGAUGUCCCUGGAAUUUCAGAAGAAGAAAAGCGCAGACUAUUGCACUGUGUUGUUGUUGGAGGUGGUCCAACAGGGGUAGAAUUUAGUGGUGAACUUAGUGAUUUUAUUAUACGAGAUGUCAAACAACGUUAUUCGCAUGUGAAGGAUUAUAUCCAUGUGACCCUGAUUGAGGCAAAUGAGAUAUUGUCAUCAUUUGAUGUUCGACUCAGGCAAUAUGCUACUAACCAACUAAUUAAGUCAGGUGUUAGGCUUGUGAAAGGAAUUGUUAAGGAUGUACAGCCCAACAAAAUAAUUCUUGACAAUGGAGAGGAAGUUCCUUAUGGUUUACUGGUAUGGUCCACCGGAGUUGGUGCUUCACCAUUCGUUAAGUCGUUGCCAUUUCCGAAGUCACCUGGUGGAAGGAUCGGUGUCAAUGAGUGGUUACGUGUCCCUUCUGUUCAGGAUGUUUAUGCCAUUGGUGACUGCAGUGGAUUUCUUGAGAGCACCGGCAAGGAAGUUCUCCCUGCUUUAGCUCAGGUUGCGGAACGACAAGGCAAGUACCUGGCAAGCCUGCUCAGUCAUAUCAUGAAAGCUGGAGGAGGGCAUGCAAACUCUGAGACUGAAGCAGAUCUGGGUCGACCCUUUGUGUACAAGCAUCUAGGCAGCAUGGCAACUGUUGGAAGAUACAAAGCUCUAGUGGAUCUGAGGCAGAGCAAGGAGUCAAGAGGGAUAUCUCUUGCAGGAUUUGUAAGCUGGUUCAUCUGGCGCUCGGCAUACUUAACCCGUGUUGUUAGCUGGAGGAAUAGGUUCUAUGUGGCUAUCAAUUGGCUGACCACACUCUUAUUUGGCCGGGACAUAAGUAGAAUCUAG